Molecule: messenger RNA, 2655 nt
Organism: Linum trigynum
Lineage: Eukaryota; Viridiplantae; Streptophyta; Magnoliopsida; Malpighiales; Linaceae
Source: the annotation of a GenBank genome assembly
GUUGUUCGCCAUUUGUUAUCGUUUGAGUUCUUCGCUUUAUUGAUAUUUCUUAAUGAAUGGAAAAUAAUUUAUUUUAGACAAUUAUUUUUGGAUAAUGUUAUUUUAGACAUUGUUAUGUUUAUCAAACUCCGUUAUAUAUGUUAUUGUGUGUGAUUAUGUGAUUAUCAAGUCGUCUGUGUUUUUAGAUAAAAGAAAUCAUCAGACAUAUUCAUCUCGUGAAAUUUCUGUGAACAUUUAGAAGAGAAAUAACUAAAAUUGGCUGAAAAAUAUAAGGGAGAUGUUAUCCAUGGUCAACUUGAAAAUAAAAACAAGAUAUUAAAUCUAACAACUUAAUUAUGUGUAAAAAAACUAAAACUUCAUUUCACAUUACGAUAUCAAAUCACCUAUAUUUUGUAUUUGAUUUUGAUUGUCACUUCUUAAUUUGUUUAUCACGAUUCGGGCUUGAUUACUGAACAAGCCACAACUCAAGAGCCCUAAGAUCGGAACAGGCCCAUAACCCAACUAAUUAACACAUGGAAACCAGCCCAGCCCAUCGCAUUUGUCGCGCGUGCGCAGGCGAAAAGGACGUUGAGGGUAUAAUGGAAAUUUCGCGACUUCCUCGUGUGCAGUUUGAGGUCAGAGUCGAGCAGUCGUGGACUCAGCGUGAAUCAUUCACAAACAGACGAAGACGAAGAAGCUUCUCUCUGUGUUUCCCAUCCCUGUAAUUACUCUCUAAUUAUAAUUUGAUAAUAAUUAACCAAUUUUCCUCUUCUUUCUUUAUUGACUUUUUAAUGGGAACGAUCUUCCUUCUUCCUCACAAAUCGGCAGCAAGUCUUCUCCUUCUUCUCCUCUACUUCCUCCCUCUGUGACAAAAGCUGAAAGGUCUCUCUUGUUGUAGACUCCAAUCAAGGUCUUUCUGUUUUUUGGGUGAGAUUCAUACUGGUAAGCGCUCGAUUUCCAACUGGGUAGUUGUUUUUCCUUCGAAAGUCUGUGUCUUUACUUCUGGGUUUUUGGAAUUUUGAUUGCUGAAGUUUGCUUUGAUCUGGGAUGAUAGUUUCGGAAUUCGGAUCAUUUCGGUUUGUUCGAGAGCCCAUUUUGCGUUGAUGAUUGAAUACUGAUGGCUUUUUUUUGGGAUUUGCAGUUCUUUGUGUUGGUUGGUUGGUUUGGGAACGAAUAAUGCGGGCGCCAUCGUUGCUUGCGCAGUGCUGGCCUGGUUUGCUUCCUAAUGAUCGAGGAAGCCAUAGCAUUUCAUGGGUUUCUGAAAAAGAUGCUCAUCUCUCUUCGCCAGCAGUUGAGAUUGUACCUGCAAAGGCACAUCAUACAGACAAGUUUGCGGUGGAGAAUGAUGAACAAGGGGUUAGUGUCUUCAAGGGUAGGAUUAGUGUUGCUGAUAUAAUUGGGUUCACUGGCUCUGACACGAUCUCGUCGAAGCCAGAUGGAUCUAUGAAAUUUUGUGACAGUUCUAUCGAUCUGGUUAAUUUACUCAAGAAUGAGAUCCGUGAUGGGCAACUGAGCUUUAGAGGCAAGAGAGUUCUUGAGCUCAAUUGCAACUAUGGGCUUCCUGGAAUCUUCGCUUGCCUGAAGGGUGCUGCCACAGUCCAUUUCCAAGACUCGAGUGCUGAAACUGUUAGGUGUUCAACCAUUCCCAAUGUCCUGGCCAACCUCGAGCAAGCUCGUGAUAGACAAGCCCGACAACCAGAAUCUCCCCUGACACCAUCAAGACACGCUCUUUCCCCUACUGUCCACUUCUACGCUGGUGACUGGGAGGAACUCCCAAGUGUGCUAUCUGUGUUAAGCAGUGAGACACCUGAAGCAGCAACAACCACAGGGAUGAUGAACUUGAGCUUCUCUGAGGAAGAUUUCAAUGACGGCUGCAGCAGCCAAGAUGGCAGUGUCGUGGCCCCCGAAUCUGCUAGAAGAUCAAGGAAGCUCUCGGGGAGCCGAGCAUGGGAGAGGGCUAAUGAGAGCGAUAAUGGAGAGGGAGGUUAUGAUGUGAUCUUGAUGACCGAUAUCCCAUACUCAGUCAUCCCAUUGAAGAAGCUGUAUGUUUUGAUUAAGAAGUGUCUGAGGCCACCAUACGGAGUGAUGUACUUGGCAACGAAGAGGAAUUACCAUGGUGGGUACAGCAAUGGGGCUAGGCAGCUGAGAGGUUUGGUGGAUGAAGAAGGCUUGUUUGGAGCUCACCUGGUGAAGGAAGCUGCUGAUAGAGAUAUUUGGAAGUUCUUCCUCAAGUGAAGAAAUGAUCAUAAUACCAAGUAGAAGCAACAACUAUACAAAACUUCAUUGUUUGCAGGCUGGCUAACUGGUUAUCUCCUAAUUUCAGACUUCAUAUUUUGUUUUGUUCUUCAGCUAAAACAGGGUUAUCAAUAUCAUACUGAAUGUAUAUUAGGAAUCUCAAAGUAUAUACUGAAACCUUCCCCCCUUUUUCCCUGCCAAAUCCAUCUAAUUGGUUCAGGAAGAAAGGUUAUUAUGAUUCCCUCCCAUUUUUGUAAUUCCCUUUGUUAGUUUUUCACUUGUGAAGUUUUUUCAUGUUUUUAGAUGUAAAUUCAUUCAUUUUAAAAUUGAGAUUGUUAAAUCCAAUGGUUGAGCUAAUGAUACUGAAUAUGUUGUAGUUAUCUUUCCAUACUCUUAUAGAUUAUUUUCCAGAUAACAGGGGAACAAAAAGUAUAUGCCUGG